AUGAAUGAUCUAGAUUCUUCCGUUUUAUUAUAUGAUUCUAGCUAUAAUUCAACAGCAGAGUCAAAAGAUCAAUGGUAUGAAACAUUUCCAUUCAUUUCAACAAUAUUUGGAGCAACAUUUUCACUCAUUUUAAUCGUUGUUUUCUUUACAUCAGCAAAACCAUGGAACACCACUACUAUAUUGUAUAUGAAUGAUAUUCACCUCGAUUGGCUUUAUUCAGACACCGGUAGUUACAAAGAAAAAGUUUGCCAUACUUCUGGAAUUUCGAAUAUUUCAAGGCCUUUCGGAAUAUACGGAUGUGAUGCACCUGCCGAACUAUUUCAUUCUACAGUAAAAGCAAUGAAAGAAAACUUCGCGAAUGCAGAUAUGAUUAUUUUAGGCGGAGAUUACGUUACUUACACAAUAGACGCAGAUGUAUUCGAAGUGAAAAACACUACAAAGUACAUUUAUGAUUAUGUUAGAAAGGAAUUUCCAGAUACUCCUAUAUAUUCUUUGCUUGGAAAUGCGGAAUACGCUCCAGACUACGGAUAUUACCAUAACUCAACACUAUUAUACAAGGAAUAUGCAAAUAUAUUACAUAUACCUAAAGAUCAAAUCAAAAGCUACAAUAAAUGCGCAAAUUAUUACAUUGAUUUGCCAAAACAAAAUCAAAGACUUAUUUUUGUUAACACAGUUAUUUACAACAAGUGGCAUAAUUACACAAAUCCUGAUACAGGCGAAACAAUUCAUCCGGAAGAUCCAUGUGACCAAUUUUCUUGGGCGGAAAAGAUUUUAGAAGAUGGAGAAAAGAAAGGCCUCAAGAAUGCUUUGAUUAUGCAUGUUCCUUCUGCUAUUUCGUUUUAUGAUUACAAUGAAAAUUGGAAUUUGGAUUAUGCUGACAAAUUCUUUAAUAUAAUUAAGAAGCGUCCACCAGCAUUCAUGCUUUGCGGACAUACACACGUUGAUUUGAUGCUUCCUAUGUUUAAUAAGCAAAAUAAUACAGAUUUCAUUUCUUUGUCAUCAGUUUCAAUAUCACCACAGCACUACAAUAAUCCAGGAUUCAGAGUUUACGAGAUUUCCAAAGGAAAAUUGGUUGAUUAUACCCAAUAUGUUGCAGAUAUCAGUUAUCCUGUCAAAGAAUUGAAGUGGUACCCAGAAUAUACAUUUUCUGAUGUUUACAAGACAAAUGAUAUGAGUUUAACUUCGAUUUUGAACGCAAUUAAGUAUAUCCGCUCGAAUCCUUAUGUUUUAGGCAUGUAUUCCGAAUAUAAACAAGGCCAAGGAAGUAGCGAGAAGCCAUUCUUUAAUUGUUUGCUUUCCUGCUCAACAUCAAAUCAGGUUCGACAAUGUGUCGAUUCUACUGGUGUUAGAAAUGCAAGGGAAGCACUAAAUACUCUAUAUUCUUUCAUUGAUAGAUAUUAA
Messenger RNA from Trichomonas vaginalis G3, 1401 nucleotides. Its product is annotated as sphingomyelin catabolic process. The record is from RefSeq and is a predicted model, not a curated record. The coding region runs from base 1 to 1401 and encodes 466 amino acids. The transcript has a single exon. Lineage: Eukaryota; Parabasalia; Trichomonadida; Trichomonadidae. Gene Ontology annotation, molecular function: hydrolase activity.